AGGGAGCAAAGAGGGGAAGAAGCAAAGCGAUCGAGAUGGCGAGAUCUUCGGCAGCUCCUUCUCUCAUGUCUCUCGGCCUCCUCCUGGUCCUCCUCUCGGCGGCAGCCGCAGCCGCUGCGUCGGGGGACGAGCUCUCCCUGGGGUGGAUCCCCGUUCGAUCCGGCUGCAGUGGGAGCGUGGCGGAGUGCGUGGCAGGGGAGGAGUUCGAGCUAGGGUCGGAGGUGACCCGCCGCAUCCUCGCCCGCUCCUACUACAUCAGCUACGCCGCUCUCAGGCGCGACAGCGUGCCCUGCUCCCGCCGUGGCGCCUCCUACUACAACUGCCGCCCCGGCGCCCGCGCCAACCCCUACUCCCGCAGCUGCUCCGCCAUCACCCGCUGCCGGCGGUGAAACAAGAUCCGAUCAUUCGGUUCGUCAGACGUGGAUUGAUUUGUUCUUUGUGGUGUUACGGAAUUGUAAACAGCAGGAGUUCCCCUUCUUCAUUCGAAAUCCGUUUGUAGACAUAAACCGAUUUAAUGAGUAAGAGUUUGGAUGUUUUAUUAUUCUAUCUAUAAAUAUAUUGUAAUAAAUAUUAUUGAUCAAAGGGGAAUGAAAUGCCAUUAAUUUUC
Musa acuminata AAA Group (dessert banana) is the source of this 607-nucleotide messenger RNA. RefSeq names its product protein RALF-like 33. Gene Ontology annotation, biological process: calcium-mediated signaling. Lineage: Eukaryota; Viridiplantae; Streptophyta; Magnoliopsida; Zingiberales; Musaceae. The transcript has a single exon. Gene Ontology annotation, cellular component: plasmodesma. The record is from RefSeq and is a predicted model, not a curated record. Bases 36 to 389 code for a protein of 117 amino acids.